AUGGCGCAUGGUGAUGGUAUGGAGAAAGUUUCUUGUUCCAUCUGUCUGGAUCUACUGAAGGACCCAGUAACAAUUCCCUGUGGGCACAGCUACUGUAUGAACUGUAUUACAGAUGUCUGGGAUGGAAAAGAUCAGAAGGGAGUUAACAGCUGCCCUCAAUGCAGGAAAGAGUUCAUCCCAAGGCCUGAUCUGGAAAAGAAUUUCAUAUUGGCAGAGUUGGUAGAAGACCUGAAGAAGACUGAACCCAAAGCUGCUCCAGCUUAUCCCUGGUCUGCUGAACCUGAAGAGGUGACCUGUGAUGUCUGCACUGGGAGGAAGAUGAAAGCUGUCAAGUCCUGUUUAUCCUGUCCAGCUUCUUAUUGUCAGGAUCACCUCCAACCUCACUAUGAUGUUCCUGGACUGAAGAAACACAAGCUGGUGAAUCCCUCCAAGAACCUCCAGGAGAACAUCUGCUCUCGUCAUGAUGAGGUGAUGAAGAUCUUCUGUCGUACUGAUCAGCAGUGUAUCUGUUAUCUCUGCACUAUGGAUGAACAUAAAGGCCAUGAAACAGUCCCAGCUGCAGCAGAAAGAGCUGAGAAGCAGAAGAAGCUCCAGGAGAGUCGACAACAAAUCCAUCAGAGAAUCCAGAACCGAGAGAAAGAUGUGAAGCUGCUUCAACAGGAGGUGGAGGCCAUCAAUGUCUCUGCUGAUAAAGCAGUGGAGGACAGUGAGGAGAUCUUCACUGAGCUGAUCCGUCUCCUCCAGGAAAGAAGCUCUGAGGUGAAGCAGCAGAUCAGAUCCCAGCAGAAAACUGAAGUGAGUAAAGUCAAAGAUGUUCAGGAGAAGCUGGAGCAGGAGAUCACUGAGCUGAAGAGGAAAGACGCUGAGCUGGAGCAGCUCUCAAUCACAGAGGAUCACAACCAGUUUCUCCUCAACUACCCCUCACUGUCAGCACUCAGUGAGUCGACACACUCAUCCAGCAUCAACAUCCGUCCUCUGAGAUACUUUGAGGACGUGACAGCAGCUGUGUCAGAGCUCAGGGACAUAAUACAGGAUUUCAUGAAAGACACAUGGACAAACAUCUCACUGAGAGUCACUGAAGUAGAUGUUCUACUGUCAGAACCAAAGACCAGAGACGAAUUCUUAAAAUAUUCACAAGACAUCAAUCUGGAUCCAAGUACAGCAAGUAGAAAUCUGUUGUUGUCUGAGAAAAACAGGAAAGUCACCAAAAUAGAACAACAACAGUCUUAUCCUGAUCAUCCAGACAGAUUCACUGGUUUUUGUUUUCAGGUUUUGAGUAGAGAGAGUCUGACUGGACGUUGUUACUGGGAGGUGGAGUGGGGCGGAGGAGAAGUCUAUGUAGCAGUUUCGUACAAGAAUAUCAACAGAUCCGAAGGAUUUGGAUUAAAUGACAAAUCUUGGUCAUUAUGUUGCACCACAACCAGUUGUACAUUUUAUCACAACAGAGUUGAAAUUCCAGUGAUAGGUGAAGUUUCCUCCAGAAUAGGAGUGUUCCUGGACCACAGAGCAGGUAUUCUGUCUUUCUACAGCGUCUCUGAAACCAUGACUCUCCUCCACAGAGUCCAGACCAGAUUCACUCAGCCGCUACAUGCUGGGAUUAGACCUGUCUGGUAUGGAGCCUCUGCUGAGUUCAUUAAACCUAAAUAG
Molecule: messenger RNA, 1647 nt
Organism: Poecilia latipinna (sailfin molly)
Lineage: Eukaryota; Metazoa; Chordata; Actinopteri; Cyprinodontiformes; Poeciliidae
Product: tripartite motif-containing protein 16-like
Exons: 2
Coding region: 1-1647 (548 amino acids)
Molecular function (GO): protein binding; zinc ion binding
Source: RefSeq, a predicted model, not a curated record